CAGAUCUAGCGGCUUGGCUUUAUUUCCGCUCCUCCCCGCGUGGCGGCUCAUUUGAUGAAAUUCUUUAACGUGAAUUGUUUAGUUAAAAACGUCUGAGAGCAACGGAGACAGAAGCGGCGCGUGUAACAAUCUCACAACUUGGGAGGUGGUUUCCAGCCCCCAGAUUAUUUAAAGAAAACAGGGUUUGUUGUAAAUUCCAGUCGAUUCUCAGACAGAGAUGGAGACGAGGGCUACCUCGUGCCCGGGCUUUCCUGUACUUCUGUGGACCUGGCUUUUGAUCUUCACUCAAAUUCCGGCGACUGCCAAGGCAGAGAUAACCUGUGCACCUUGCCCAUCGCCAGUUAAAAUAAAGCGAGAGGAGUUACCGCUGGUAAAGCGCGUUAAUUUGGCGGAGACGAGGACAACAUUUUCAAAACAUAUCCCCAAAGAAUCUCGCCUAUCCGCAGAUCUAAAAACGGGAGUAACCGGUGGUACCCUGGUAGCAAACCGUUUUCCCAGGGAUGUGAAGAAACUCGUUAAAGAUGGAAGAGUGGAUGGACUUCUUAGUGAAAUGUCCCCAUACUGGUCACCGCAGGAUGGUGAAAGCAAAAAACUAUCAAUCUCUCAUCAAAAUAACAGGGAGGCGGAAGUAUUUGCCAUUUUAAGUGAUCAAGUAACUCAAAACUCUGCUAACCGCGCAUUCGUCGACACUAAGAAAAAUGCGCACGUUGUGAGGGCAAAACGAAGUGGACCAGAACUGUCCGAAUCAACAAAUGGUGUGAAAAGCCCCUUUCCUGGCGGGGCGCUUUUGGGUGAGGGAAAGAGCGCUGGUAUCUCACUGGACGGGCACAGGCUGAGUUCCGAAUUUAAUUGGAACAGAGACGAUGACAAAGUGACAAACCCUCGGAAAGAUGAACCCAAACUAAUCAGCACCACUUUCCCGCUGUCUGGGGAUUCCGCUCACAACCAAGCAAUGGUGCAUUGGUCUGGACACAACAGCAGCGUGAUCCUCAUACUGACGAAGCUUUACGACUUUAACCUGGGUAGUGUCACUGAAAGCUCUUUGUGGAGGUCCACAGACUAUGGCACCACCUACGAGAAACUCAACGAGAAACUAGGAAGGACAGUGAUGAGUUACCUGUAUGUCUGUCCAACAAACAAGAAAAAGAUUAUGGUGCUCAGUGACCCCGAGGUCGACAGCAGCGUCCUGAUCAGCUCAGAUGAGGGAGCCAGCUAUCAGAAAUUCCGCAUGAACUUCUACGUCCUGAGUCUGCUCUUUCAUCCAGCGCAAGAAGACUGGAUUCUGGCUUAUAGCACCGAUCACAAGUUGUACAGCUCAGUGGAUUUUGGAAGAAAAUGGCAACUUGUUCAUGAACACGUAACUCCAAACAGAUUUUACUGGUCAGUGAUGGGCCUGGACAAGGAGCCGGAUUUAGUGCACAUAGAGGCCCACUCUGCUGACGGACGGGCACACUACGUGACCUGCAGAAUCGUAGGCUGUUUGGAGUCCGGUAGAAGUUACCCUUUCCCCGGGCACAUCGACACCAGCUCGCUGGUGGUCCAGGACGACUACGUUUUCAUUCAGGUUACCACAGCCGGACGCGCCAGUUACUUUGUAUCCUAUCUGAGGGAACCCUUUGUGCGAAUUAAACUGCCCAAAUACUCCCUUCCCAAAGACAUGCACAUCAUCAGCACGGACGAGAACCAGGUCUUCGCCGCCGUCCAGGAGUGGAACCAGAACGACACGUACAACCUGUACAUCUCGGAUUCGCGCGGCGUCCAUUUCACCCUGGCCCUGGAGAACGUGAAAACCAGCAAAGGGGUGGAGGGAAACAUAAUGGUGGACCUGUACGAGGUAGAAGGAAUCAAAGGAAUUCUCAUCGCCAACAGGAAGCUCGACAACCAAGUGAGAUCAUACAUCACUUAUAAUAAAGGUCAAGAAUGGCGUUUAAUACAAGCUCCUUCAACAGACCUAUCGGGCAAUGACAUUCACUGCAUUUUGCCAUUUUGUUCCCUACAUCUGCAUUUGCAGAUGUCAGACAAUCCCUACAUUUCUGGAAGUAUCUCCACUAAGAGUUCUGCACCUGGAAUAAUCGUGGCAACAGGUAACAUUGGAGCCGAGCUCUCAUACAGUAAUGUUGCAAUGUACAUAUCGUCUGAUGCGGGAAACAGCUGGAAACAGAUUUUUGAGGAAGAGCACAAUAUUUGGUUCCUGGACAAAGGAGGUGCUCUUGUUGCUGUUAUACAGGCAACCGUGCCUGUUCGCCAUUUAUGGAUCAGCUUUGACGAAGGGAAGCACUGGGACAUGCGGAGCUUCUCUCUGGUCCCGCUGUUUGUGGACGGAGUCCUCGUCGAGCCCGGGAUGGAAAACCACAUCAUCACGUUGUUUGGACACUUCAGCCACCGGUCUGAGUGGCAGCUCAUCAAAAUCGAGUACAAGUCCAUCUUUACCAGGAGAUGCACUGAAGGGGACUACCAGACCUGGCAUUUACAUAACCAGGGGCACCCUUGCGUGAUGGGAGAGAAACAGGUCUACCUGAAGCGCAGACCGGGGAACCGCUGCAUGCUGGGAAAGGACUAUUCUAGAAUCCUGUCUGCCGAACCUUGCAUAUGCAAAGCGUAUGAUUUCGAAUGUGAUUAUGGGUACGAGCGUCACAGGAACGGGGACUGCUUACCGGCGUUUUGGUUCAACCCAGAGACCAUGUCCAAGAGCUGCAGGCAGGGCCAGAGCUACUUCAACAGCACCGGGUAUCGGAAAGUGGUGUCCAAUAACUGCACUAAAGGGGUGCAGGACCUGUUCGCAGCCCGGCGACAGAGCUGUCCCAACCGCCCCCCCAGGGGGCUCCAGCUGGUGACGAGUGACGGGCGGCUGUCAGCGGCGCUCGGCAACAACGUCACCUUCUUCGUGCAGCUCGAGGACGGGGACUCAAUGAGAACCAAUAUCCAGCUGGAUUUUGGGGACGGAAUCACCGUUUCAUAUUCAAACCUCAGCUGGACGGUGGACGGAAUCAAACACAUAUACAGAUCUGCUGGGAUAUUUCAAGUGACUGCGCUCGCAUUGAACAGCCUUGGUUCGGACAGUAGCACCCUCUACUUGCACAUCACAAGUCCCGUGGCGCGCAUCCAUCUCUCCGCCCCGUUCGUGGCCGUAAGGAACACGGAAGUGAACCUCACCGCGGUGGUCUGGCCCAGCCAGCCCAGAACCGCCGCUUUCUUCUGGUGGUUCGGGAACAGCACGGAGCCAAUAAUAACCCUGGAGGGAAGCAUCCCAUACACUUUUGCUAAUGAGGGAGUGAACACUGUCACGGUCCAAGUGUCUUCAGGGAACACCAUACUUCAAGACACAAAGCAGAUCACUGUCCAAGAAUUCUUCAAAUCUCUUCUUUUAUCUUUCUCUCCUAAUCUGGAUGACUACAACCCAGACAUCCCUGAGUGGAGACAGGAUGUUGGCGUGGUGAUCAAGAAGGCCUUGUUAAAAGUUUGUGACUUCCCCAAAGAGCAGCUUCUGGUGGCUGUGUUUCCCGGGAUACCAACUGCCGCUGAGCUUUUCCUGCUACCACGCAAGAACCAAUCAGAAGGAAGGAAAAAGGGGGAAGAGGAUCUGGUGCAUAUUUCAGAGAUCCUUGUCACUGCCCUGAGCCAGAACCUGGUUGAGUUUGAGCUGAAACCUGGCGCUCGAGUCAUUGUUUAUAUCACACAGCUAACCUUGGCCCCCCUGGUGGACUCCGCCUCCAGACAGAGCAGCUCGGCGAUGCUCAUGCUUUUAUCCGUGGUGGCCUUGGGUUUAGCUGUCUUCUUAAUUUACAAGUUCAAAAGAAAAAUACCGUGGAUCAACAUUUACGCCGAGGUGAACCACGAGAAGGAGCAGGAGAUGAUCGGCUCGGUGAGCAAGCGCGAGAGCAUGCCCAAGAUGGCGCUCGGAGAGUUCCCCGCCUCCAAGGAGCACAUGGAGAAAGAGCGGGAGUCCCGAAUGAGAGCAGGGGGUCUGGGCGUAGCCAGUGGCUGUGAAAACAGAAGAGUAAUCCCGAACUGCACUAGUGUCUAAAACCAAACAGCAGCCUGCUGUCACUCUGCCUUUUUCUUUUUCCUUUUUUUAUUUGGUACAAACGGAAAAGAGAAGUCACGUUAAGUAUUUCCUAAGAACUCCUUUAUACAGAUUGCAUGGGUGUUUUACAAGAUCUGUGGGUUCUGCCCUGUUCCGCUUAACAAGGCUUUUUAAAGUGUAUAUAAAUCUUUGAAAACAGAGCAUAAACCACCAGAAGUGGAUUGUGAAUUUGUCUGUAUCGAUUUAUUUUUUACAUUUAUUUUUUAAGUAUAAGAUGGACGUUUGUGGAGAUGGAUACCAAAGGAUAAAUCAGUGCAGUGCUAUUUAUUUAUUUAUUUAUUUAUUUAUUUAUUUAUUUAUUUAUUUAUUUAUUCAUUCAUUCAUUCAUUCAUUCAUAUAAUCUGAUGUGCUUUGUUGUAGGUUUUUUUGUUCGAGACAUAAAGUUGUCAUGCCUUCGUACAUGUAUUCAUCACUUAUUCCUUGCUCCCCCCCCAAAAAAAAUAAACAAAUUUUUUUUUUUUGCACUUGGACUAAAAAUGCAUAGUUGUGACCAAAUAGCUUAUAUUACUUUCAUGUGUCUGCUAACUGGACGAGGAGACCAUGUGACAAUGAAUAAAUUAGCUUCAUUGGAUAAUUCCAGAUGGCAGUGCCAUGACGACCAAUAUUAACCAAUAACUCACACAAGUAUGUUAUUUCUUCAUUUUUAACAUAACUACGUUCUGAUCAAGUUAUGUAUGUUGACAGAUAUAUGGCUUCUGGUGAUGAAAAUGAUGAUGAUGAUGAAAAUGGUUUGACUAUGUUUGAAUACAUUUUAUGAACGUAUUUGUAACAACAAAUUUGGAUUAGUUUAUUUGAAAAAACUGUGCAGUUUAGUUGAACAUAUUUCUUCCCCUUAAUGCCAGUCCUCAGAGUAGUCAAUGCAGGAAGGCAUGAUGAACUAUUACUGGACCAUGUUUUCAGACCCUGACCACUCAAUGACUGUGCUUUGAUUUGAGUUUAUUUUAUACUUUAAUUCUGCGUUCAGAUUCUGUAUAUAAAACCAUAGCUCUACUGACAGCCAUAACAAACUGUGAGAAAAUGUUUAAAUAUUCAUGUCACACCUGCCCAAUAUUUAGUCAGUUAUGUUGGUACCCUAUCAUUUGUUCACUUAUAGCUUUAGAGUUUGCUUAGCUGUGCCUUUGUCUUCAUUGUCCCGUUUGUUUUACUGUUCAAAUGUAAUAUUCUUCACCCCAAACCAGAACACCAAGUUAGGGUCUAUGGAAGUGCACAUUGCACUGUAAUAUGUAUUAUUUGAGACGCCAUUAAUGUAUAAAUAUGCCCUUCGUAAGAUGGCCCACAUUAGUCCUGCCAACAGGCCGUAAAUACAAAGUGUAUAAUAAAAAUGUGCACGGCGUUCGGUGGAAGGAACGGAUUUGAGUUAUAAUCAGCACCAAUGUUAAUGGAUGUAGUACUAGACUUUCUUCUCUGUCUUUACAAGAUUUUCUAUGUGUUUCUCUGUAAAUAAGCAAUCUUUUAACUUCCUACAUUUAUGUAAGAAUGAAGGAGAAAGUGGAGCCGAGUAUAUUUGAGAUACCGUUUUCUGGAUCCGGUCUUAUGAACCGCAACUGUUUGCAUUCUGGGGCUGAACGUGGGGCUUCGUAAUGCUGACGCUAUACUGUAUAUAUGAAUGUUGUAAAGUCAUCAUUUGGUCAAGUUUUGUAUUUGCUCAGAAAGCAAAAUUAUUUGAAUUCUGUAGAUUGAUAUGAAAUCAUUGACCGAUAAAGAAUUCAGUUGUUUGCCCCCUAAAAAAUGUGCGCAUUUUAUUUAUCGGUCUCACAACAUUUACAUGAGUAAAUAAGACUCUCAAAUUUUCUUUAGAGCUGACACAGUCAUGUGUGCAUUGGAGAUUAUCGCUCCAUCCAAAACAAUUCAAAUGUAUUUGCACAUUAUUUAAACUUUCAAAAAAUAAUAUGCGCUAUAUCAGCAGUUUGAUAGCUUUACUUGGCCAACAAAUUAAUGGCGCAGAAUAUUCCUAUAUUGAAAAUGAAUCUUGCAAUCAAAAUAAAUUUCUACUAUAUAUUUCUACAGUAAUGGCAAACAACUAUGUACUUUUACAGCACAAAAUGUUCCAGUCAUUUAAAAAUCCAAAUGCAUGCCCUCUCAUUUCAUUCAUCUGAAUAUUACUUCUGUAAAGAGACUCAUUUUAAACUGUUUCAAAUAAAUGUAUUUUUCUACAUGCUCAAA
Molecule: messenger RNA, 6247 nt
Organism: Anguilla anguilla (European eel)
Lineage: Eukaryota; Metazoa; Chordata; Actinopteri; Anguilliformes; Anguillidae
Product: VPS10 domain-containing receptor SorCS3-like
Exons: 27
Coding region: 218-4024 (1268 amino acids)
Cellular component (GO): membrane
Molecular function (GO): protein binding
Source: RefSeq, a predicted model, not a curated record